Messenger RNA from Adineta ricciae, 750 nucleotides. The record is from the annotation of a GenBank genome assembly. Lineage: Eukaryota; Metazoa; Rotifera; Eurotatoria; Adinetida; Adinetidae.
AUGAUGUAUUUUGAAUCAUUAGCGAACGAAUUAUUUCUUGAAGUAUUUAAAUAUCUUUCAACAUCACAUAUUUAUCAUGCAUUUCAUGGUCUGAAUAUUCGUCUCGAUGAACUUAUUCUUGAAUAUUUCCGAAAUUCUCAUCUCGAUCUUCGAUCGAUAUCGAAGCUUGAUUUUGAUAUUAUUGUUCAAGAAUAUUUGCCAAGUAUGCUGGAUCGAAUAACUUCACUUUGUCUGUCCGAUGAUGAUGAUACACCGGGACAAAUCGAUGAAUUCUUUUCACACGGUUUAAAACUUCGUCAAUUAGUGAAUUUACAUUCUCUUCUUUUGAAUAAUAUUCGAUCGGAGAGUAUCAUGGAUACAAUCAUCUUAGAUUUACCAUAUUUAUCGAAUUUGACUCAUUUGACUUUCGAACAAUGUUAUUUUGCAUCGCAAAAUACUUUAGAAAAAGCGUUCACUUAUGGAAAUUCGAUUUGGAGUUUACCACAACUUAUUUGUCUUUGUUUUAAAGUGAAUUAUAAAUAUCGACAAUCACAUCAUAUUGUUGAUAAAUAUCGUCGAGAUAGUGGUAUUUGUAUUCAUUUAGGACUCCAUGAUUAUCAGUUUCACUUAUCUAUUCAUCUUAUUUGCUUGUCAAGAUAUCAUUUUCUUGGGAAUCAAAUUUCGUACACGAUGAUGCACAUUUAUUUCACGAAAACUAUAUUCAAUUUCUUGUUUAUGAUUACCCUACAUGAAUCUCAGGCUGGCCAAUAG